ACGAGUUUGAAACACAAAAGUUAGUUUUGAAUUGAACACUCACAAGAACUCAACUUACUACGUCUAUAUAUUUUUUUAACAUAAUUUAAGGUAUUGCAAAGAAACCGAGAUUCAUUGUAAUAACUUGGAAUAUUUCAAACCUAAUGAGUUUAAAGUUGUAUAAAAGACGAAAGGUGGGAGUAGAGUCUAACAAAGACUCGUGAUUUGCUUGCGUCUUACAGCGUAGAACAGCCGAGUUCUAGUGCGAACGUCUGGGCAACCUAGACGAUGGCAGCAGUAUUUGGGAGUUAGGCUUAUCUUGUUACCUGCAAAGAUAAACAUUUCGAGAAUGGAAGUGGAGUCAUUCUAUAGUGACUGUUCUUUGGAGCAGACCGAAUGUACAAUAAACAAUAGAACAAUGGCCACAAAUAAGGAACCAAGAAUUUUCAAGAUAAAAUUUGAGAUGGACUAUGCUCCAUGUGAACUAAAGGCCCAUGUUAUGAUUCCACCACAUGCUCUUAAGCGGGAAGUGAUCAACAAUGAUUCCCGUGUAUCUAGAUCCUUUGGAUCCAUACAAAAAGUUCCAUCUCUGAGUGAUAUUUAUCGAGAAAGUUCGCUGGAUAUUCCCACCCAGGUGCCGCCACUGACUCCAGGGACCAAUCAAAAAAUGACCCAAGCACUCACAGCGAGCUUUGGCAACUGGGAAAAAGAGCGACAGAAAUUCUCAAUUCCCAAAGACCCACGAGAAUGGAAUGAAAUUAAUGUCACACAGUGGUUGAGUUGGGCAGUUCAAGAAUUCAGUUUGGAAGGAGUUAAUCUGCAUAUUUUUAAAAUGAAAGGGCUAGAUAUGUGUGCUCUUGGUAAAGAAUCCUUUCUAGCACGUGCUCCACCGUUCAUGGGUGAUAUAUUGUGGGAACAUUUAGACUUAUUACAGAAAGCCGUGGAUAAAGAAAGAGCAUCCUUGGAAAACGUUCCUUCCAAUCUGUACGAGUCGGUAUGCAUGCCAGACUUUGACGAAUUUUUCAAUCAAGGGGGUACUUACCCGUUACCAGAACCCAAGGUCAUCUCUGUCAUGAACGGUACUGGACCUGGGACCCCGAUUCCCAAUGGCCAACCGUAUGUAGAGG
Messenger RNA from Limulus polyphemus (Atlantic horseshoe crab), 1106 nucleotides. Its product is annotated as ETS-like protein pointed. The annotation marks the transcript as partial. NCBI's taxonomy places the organism in Eukaryota, Metazoa, Arthropoda, Merostomata, Xiphosura, Limulidae. The record is from RefSeq and is a predicted model, not a curated record. Gene Ontology annotation, molecular function: sequence-specific DNA binding. The transcript has 6 exons.